Tremella mesenterica DSM 1558 is the source of this 924-nucleotide messenger RNA. RefSeq lists its product as uncharacterized. The record is from RefSeq and is a predicted model, not a curated record. Lineage: Eukaryota; Fungi; Basidiomycota; Tremellomycetes; Tremellales; Tremellaceae. The transcript has a single exon. The annotation marks the transcript as partial.
AUGUUCGAGUCUCUUGUUGUCCGAGAUGGCCUACGGAAUGCUCCCGCUGUGUUUCAGCACUUCUUGAAUGAAAGUUUUCGAGAGCUGCUGGGAAAGGGAGUAGUAGUCUACAUAGAUGAUAUACUCAUCUACGGUCAAACGUUGGAAGAACUGAGGGGAACUACGGCGAAGGUGUUUGAAGUGCUUCGGAGGUCGAAUUUGUUCGUUAAAGCUAGUAAGUGCGAGUUUGAGAGAGAUUCGGUAGUCUUCCUGGGGUUCGUGGUUUCACAGAGGGGAAUUUCCAGUAACCCGGAUUACAUCGAUGCUGUCGUAUCCUUUCCCCGUCCUAAGAACUUGCGAGAGAGUAGGGGAUUUAUGGGAGUUGUCAGUUAUUAUCGGCGUUUUGUCCCCAACUUCUCCAAGAUUGCUAAACCGAUCAAUGACCUCACCAGGAAAGAUGUGCCGUUUGUUUGGGGAGUAGAGCAGGAAAGAGCCUUUAAAGAAUUGAAGGAUAGGAUGUGUAGGGCGCCAGUAUUGGCUCACUUUGACCCUUCAUUGAAGACACUACUACAAACAGAUGCGUCGUUCUUCGGCUGGGGUUUCAUAAUUUCGCAGGUGAACGAGUUAGGACAAGAGCAUCCGGUGGCCAUCGAAUCCGGAGCGUUCCAGGCGGCGCAGUUAAACUAUACGGUAGGGGAAAAGGAGCUACUCGCUAUUGUUGAAGCUUUCAGGAGAAGGAGACACUUACUACUACAGGUAGAGACUACAGUUCUCACAGAUCAUUUAAAUUUAACUUACUGGAUGGAGCCUAAGCAGCUUAGCCCCAGGCAGGGUAGGUGGGUCGAAGAGCUCUCUAACUUCAGGUUUAAGAUGGUGUAUCGACCGGGAAAACAAGCUACACUGCCGGACGGACUGUCGAGAAGAGCAGACUACCACUCGGGAAAA